AUGGCGGACCAGCGAGGCCACAGCUCCAGGGCCUCCCGACGUGGCAUUCUCAAAAACAUGCCUGGGGCAGAAGCAGGAGGUGAGACACGCAGGAGAGCUGAGGUAGACCUGUCUGGCAGACACCUGGAACGGCUUCCCACCAGUCUCUUCUCCAGCCUCCAUCUGACCAGCAUUAACCUCUCCCACAACUUGCUCACUCCUACACCCUCCACCACAUACAGGAAGCGCCAGGCGGGACGAGGCAGAAGAAGAAGGGACCGUCGACGUCGCCAAGUUUAUCCUGAGUCCCGGGAGACGUCCACCAGCAGACCCCGACCUCCAGGUACCGGCGAUGACGGUCACCAACAGGCAGGGGCCAAACCCAAGCAAGUGGUGGAAGAUGAUGGCCUGAGUGGUGACUCUGGUGUGCCUACUGAUCCCGUCGAGGAGGACGCCCACAGGAGUGACCAAGACACUGAGGCAGGUGAUGCCAAGCACAUAAAAGGGGAAGAGUCACCGACGGGUAGUCAGGUAGUUUCAGGUGUUGACUCUGCCACACCCUCAGGAAACAAACCGAGUCCAGUAUUUGAGAGCAUCGCAGACGAGCUCCAAGCUAAACUCCGCCUACGAAGAGCAAAAAGUGAGGGACUUGCUGUUGAAGACGAAGGCACAGCUGCUGCACCCAGCACUAAGCCCGCCACAGCUGCAGUCCGCGGCACUAAACCCACCACAGCUGCAGCUGAUGUUAGUGUACCACACCCAACUGUGCACACCUUCACGCCUAAAGAGGGAGUGAAUUACACAGCAGAACACAAGACUAAGAGUGAAGACGGUGUGAGAGGUAGACAUGAAGAGAGCAGUUCGUCUGGUGUUGAGGAGAGUGAGAGUGGACUGGUGGAGCUGGACGUGUCCUACAACCAACUGGCAGGUGUGGGUGCGGGCGUGGGCGGCUUGCCAGCCCUCGCCGUGGGCGGCUUGCCAGCCCUCGCCCACCUGCGGGCAGCUCACAACCACAUCAUUGACGCCCCCGAACUGGCCACUAUGGAGGCCCUUAGGACCCUGGACGUGUGUGGCAAUAGGCUAAGCGCUGUACCGGGUCUGGGGGUGAUGACGGCGGGUGGAGAAGACCCGACAGGGAGAGCCGAGGUCCUGGCUCUCCAUCACAACCCCAGCAGGGAGGAGGAACAGGAGCAGGAGAACCAUCUACAGGAAAAUGAACCCCUUACGCUAAACCUCCGCCUGAACAGUCUAACUGGCCCUGUCACGCUCGCUAGCAUACAGAAUGUGACGGAACUGGACGUGAGCGACAAUGGCAUCAGCAGUCUGGACGUGUCGUGUUUGGCGGCCCUCACCUCUCUCAGAUGUUCCAACAACUCCAUCACCUCCAUCACACUUCACGCUGCUGCCCUCACCUCCCUCACCGCCAACAACAACCAUCUUACGAGGCUGGAAGUACGCUACCACCCACGCCGACUGACACGGCUCAACCUGGCUAGGAAUGAGUUGAGUGCUGUGCCACCGUGGUUGGUGUCUAGCACUGAAGUGACGCUUGUAGAUGUGAGUCACAAUCAGGUGACAUCCCUCCCUGCCUUCCUUACCUCGGGUCACCUACGUCGCCUACACACACUCUCUGCACACCACAACCAUCUUACUGUUUUUCCCAUACCACAGCGGGCCACCGUCGACCACCUCAAGGACUCCGGCUGUGCCUAUAACUCUCAUAAUCCUGCUAAAGUACCUGACAGGUUAACCCACCAUACCCACAAUUUGCAUGAGGAGCCACGACUGUGUUCACUUGAGGUUUUGUUCCUCCACCACAACAAACUGACAACUCUUCCCCUGAACCUUUUUUCAUGGCUCAACAGGUUGAGGGUGUUAAAUGUGAGUGCCAACCAGUUGAGUGUGUUGCCUGGUGCUGUGGAAGGUCGAGGUAGCCGAGGAGCACCGCACAUGUGUGGGGAUGAUGCUGCGAGCCCUAAAGUGACACUGUCCCUUCAGGAAUUAUAUGCUGCUGCCAACAAACUCAGGGAUCUGACACCCUUACAGCACUGCCGGGCUCUUCGUAUUCUGCAUGCUCCAUAUAACAGAAUCAACAGCCUUCAGGACAGAUUGGUGUGGUCAUGGGAGUUACUAGAGGAGCUGGUGUUGUCAGGAAACCAGCUGACAGCUGUGCCUGCUGGUGUGUCCCGUCUACGGCGUCUCAGGGUGCUCAAGGUCCACUCAAACCCACUGCAGAGCCUCCCUCGCCUUGCACACCUGUCGGCACUGAAGGUAGUGGAUGCGUCUCACUGCCAGUUGGGUCGUAUUGAGCUGGAAGAACUGGUAUCCCCUGGCUUGGUGGCUUUGGACAUCUCUGGCAACACUGCGCUUUCCCUUGACCACCACCAGUUUACCAAGUGCAAAUCAAGGAGACCAGUCAGUGUUGUCGAUGUAACCAGCCGGUCUGGUCGUUCCCUACCCUUGACAAGACCGCAGACCAACUCCCAGCUUAAUCAGCGGAGUGAUAUUAACCAUAGAGGCAGUGGCCACACCAAGGAUGCUUCCUCCGACUUGCCCUGGUCACUAGGUUUUGCUGAAGCUAUAGGGCGAGAUUCCAAGCUAACAAUUGGACAGCUACGUGUACCAGACGUGGGUGGCUUAGGGAGUGUAGGUGUGGCUGCUCUGGCUGAUGGUGGACAAGAGGUUGGUGUUGUUGGGAGUUUAUUGGCAUUACUUCCUACACUGCUACAGGAAGAAUGUGCUUGUUCCCACACUCAUACUUAUGCACUCAAGUAUGCCCUUUUGACAGCUCUCAGGCGUCUAAGGUCCCAGGGUGUCAGUCUUCCGGCUGCUGUGUGCGCUGCCCAUCUGGAGACUGAUGCCACCCAUCCCAGAAAUUGGCCUGUCCUCCGCUUGUGCUGUUAUGGUCCUGUUUCUGCCACUGUAACCACUACCCAUGGCCAGCCCAUUGUGCUCACAACAACUGCUUCAAGGACACCUCCUAGUGCUGUAGGUGAGUGUAGUGAAGGAAUGAGAUGUGUGUUGGCAGAGACUCCCACGCUCCCUGACCCCCAUACGACAGAGCUACACCUUGGACCUCACUUCACAGCUGUUGUUAUUGCCAGUGCCAGUUUGUGGGAGGUGUUAGGGCCAAAGGAAGCUGCCGAUGUUUGCAGUGAAAUAAAGGAGCCAGGGUCAGCUGCUAAGCGCCUCUUAGACCUAGCACAGGCAUAUGGUACCCGGCAGGCUCUGAGUGUAAUUGUAGUGCGACUAACUCCUCCACAAGAACUAUGUCAAAGCCAGUUACCGCUGUCCAGUUUGUCUCAGAUGAAAGUAAAAUCUACAACAAUAAAUUUAGCAGGUGAUUGUGAAAGUGUUACCGAAUCAAAUAAAGGAUUCUUAGAAGAAGAGGAGACUGGAAGUAGUCAAAGAGUGAAAUUUAAUAGUGCUAUUGACACUGUAGGUAAUCACAACAAACCUCGCCACAUAAAUGACCAGAUAAAAAAUAAAAGUAACUUGUUGAAUGUAGGAUUACAAGAAAACAAUAUUGAAGGAUCUGAUGUAAAUCAAAGUGUUCAAGAAUUAGACAGAUCUUCCCCAAGUGGUCAGAGUCAAAGUGAUUUUAGUGAACAUGGAGCAGAUAUUCAUAAACAUGAUAGAACUAUUAUAAAUGAAUCAAAAAUACAUGGUGAACCGACAGAAGACGUGUGGCAGAGUGUAGAAGAUAUUUAUGCAUAUCCAAAUAGAAGAAAGAAAGAAACUGGAAAGAAAAUGGAAACAGAAGCAAAACUAGUUUAUACAAAUGGCAAUGUAAGGAGAGCUGUUACAUACUACCACUACCCUCGACCUGACUCAUCACCAACAUUUUCUGAAAACCAUCUGAGAGGACAUCUGCAGAUGGGUCAAAAUGACCCACAGACAGGUGUUUUGGCCCCUCCUGCUGGCUUUGAUGAUAGUGCUAGUGACUCUGAAGGGAGUGAUAGUGGCUUGAGUGGUGUUAGUGGAGGACAGCACCACUCACACCAGAAAAAUCAUGCUAAAUCUGAAGAUGAUGCCCUUGACAAUGAUUCUGAACAGGUGACUGAGGAACAGUUUCGCAGUUGGGAAUAUCUUCUUGCCCGCAAUGCAAAAUUACUAUUUAUGCGUGAGUUAGACACCCUGAAACGAUCCAAUUCACGAUCCAGUCCCAUGCCAACUGCUUCUGCACCUGAUUUGGUUUUGGCUGCGGCUGCAGAAUCAGAACCAAGUGGCUACUUCCAGAGGAAUAAUGUGCGCAAGUCUCGACUGGGUAGAGGCACUUUUCGUAUGAUUCAAAAUAAACUAAGUGCCACAACUAAUAAGUUCAGCACUCUUCAAAGAUUCAGAAGUACAAGUUCCAAAAAUAAUAGUAAUUUUCAUCGAUUUGGAAGUCUACAGAACUUGAAAUAUUAUCAAGAGAAUCGACCACGGCCACCACACUAUCCUUUGGUACAACCAGAUUUGACUGCAGAGAUGCAAGAGCGACCUACAUUAGACUCCUUGGAACUGGAAACACGCAUGCAUCAUUAUUGGCACACUGGUGUUACCAAUUUUUGAUGCCAAGAGGUUUGUAGAAAUAAUAGGCAAGUACCUGUACACAUUUAAUCAGGCAGUAGAUUCCCUGAGAUAAUUACACGAAAGAACAAUAUUAUACCGAGUACAGUAUUUGGUUGUGUCAUUACAUAAAACUACUUGUAGGAAACAAAAUACUAUUCAGGCUGUGAGUUGGUUUUUACAGUGUUACCGAGUAUUGCCCGAGUUAAAGAUUAGUCUUCAUAUCAGUGACAGCGAUGCUGUACAUAGACUUGAAAGUUAAUUUUUUUCUGUAGUCAGUCAGCAUAGCACAAUCCAGUAAUAUGUUUGCUUUGUUAUGCUACCACUGUUGUGUAUUGGAUACGGUGAUUGAAUUCGAUUCUGCUCAUCCUGUCUAUUUAAUUAUGCAUAUUAAUGACUACUACUUCCCUAAAGUCAUACCCAUAUUAGUCUGUUCACUUAAACCUUGCAGCUGAGGCUUAGGAUCAGUUUGUAACAUGGCAAUUGAUUAUUUGGCAGACAGAGACCCAAAGAGUCACCACAGCUCUUAAGUAUUUAAUCUAUCGUAUUUAUAUUCUGUUUCUGUACAAUGUUUUAAGAGAGAAUAGCUUUUCUGUGUUACUCUCUGAUAAUUUUCACAUCUAGGAAAGUAAAAUUUAGCUUGUGAAACACACUGGUAACUUAAAAAUAAAAAGAACAAGAAAAAUAUUUCAAAAUUUCAGCGACAUCUUCCACUGAGCUGCGUGACGGCAUGCAGUGAGGUGGAGUUACAUCGUUAAAUUACUGUACAUCAUCAUGUUUGUGUUCUCUUCAAUAUAUAUAUGUUACUAGAAAGUUUCACAUGCUAAUUUUUGCUUCCCAUGUGCAGAAAUUAUCAGAGAUCAACACAGAAUAGUUAUUAUCAAUUAAAAUAUUUUAAUAUAAAUACAAUAGAUUAAAUACUAGAGAACUCUGUCUCUUCAGGUAUCUGUCUGCCAGCCAAUCAGCUGCCUUGCUACAAACUGACCUUAGGCCUCAGUUGAGUAGACUACAGUAUAGUACAGUGUGUAAAAUUGCUUGGAGUCUUUCAUAUUUAAAGACGGAUGAAAAGACCACAAUCUUUAAGACAGGAAGAACUUUGAGUGAUCAAAGGUUUUGCAAUAAAAUAAAUGGUUAUUUGUUACUAUUUUGUUUGCCAUUUGCAAAAAAUAUAUUAAAGCAGUUGAUUUUGUAAAUAAUUAGCAUUGCAAUUAAUUUCAUGUUCCAAUUAUAUUGAGAUAUUCAAGGAGAGGAGCGGAAGGAAUCUCUCAAUCCAGCCGAUUGAAGGUAGCACCAAUAUUUCUAACUUAUAGUUGGGUCGUAUUUUGGUUUUCAUUCUCAUUUAAUGACAUAAUCAUACCAGCACAAGCCUGAAUAAUUCAUUUUAGCCUAAAAUUUGAUCAUAUCAUCAUUGCUGUGUGGCAUGUCUAGUAGCCACUAACACCAUUAUUGUUAUGAAAAAAGUAAUGCUUCAUUGUCUGCAUAUUAGUGAAAUAUAGAGUUAAUGGUAGAUGCUGUGAUAUAUCAAUAGAAUGUGUAAAAUGAAAAAAAAAAUCACAAGAAAACUAUAGUGUGUUCACUCAAAGCUUGCAACUGAGGCCUAGGGUAUAUAUAAUCUAUCAUCUUUAUACUGUACAGUACAAUAAAGUAUUUUGAUAUUUUAAGGGAUAAUAACUUUUCUAUGUUGUUCUCUGAUAAUUUGCACACUUAGGGAAGCAAAAAUUAGCUAGUGAAAUGCUCUGAUAACAUAUCUUGAACAUAACAAGAAAAAGAGUACUGUAUGUACAAAAUUUCAACGACAUCCUGUACCACUCAGCGUGAUGUAGUUUACGCCCAGAAGUUGUUCAUGAUGUUCAUGUUCUCUUUAUGAUAUUUUUAUUACCAUUACAUUUCACAAGCUAAUUUUUGCUUUCUCAGUUGUGGAAAUUAUCUGAGAUCAACACAGAAAAUUAUUAUCCCUUAAAAUAUCAUAGCAAAUGCAGUACAAUACGGUAGAUCAAAUACCAAAGAACUGAAGUGGGUCUCCGGUAUCCGUAUGUCAACCAAUCAGCUGCCUUGCUGGAAGCUGACCCUAGGCCUCAGUCGCAAGCUUCGAGUGAGCAGACUAUAGUUUUUUCUAAGCACUAAUUAGAUACUACAUAAUUAAGUUUCUAUAGAAAAUUUAAAUCUUAUAAGAAAGAUAUUAUGUAAUGAUAAAAUUUUAAGAAAUACUGUAGUAAAACUGAUCCUUAUGCACUGAAAAGGAAAUAAACCAAAUAUGUGAUUUUA
Molecule: messenger RNA, 6795 nt
Organism: Homarus americanus (American lobster)
Lineage: Eukaryota; Metazoa; Arthropoda; Malacostraca; Decapoda; Nephropidae
Gene: Phlpp
Exons: 16
Coding region: 1-4533 (1510 amino acids)
Molecular function (GO): protein binding
Source: RefSeq, a predicted model, not a curated record